This is a messenger RNA of Myotis daubentonii (Daubenton's bat), 982 nucleotides long. It is a transcript of the gene TCAP, whose product is annotated as titin-cap. Gene Ontology annotation, molecular function: structural constituent of muscle; titin Z domain binding; protein-macromolecule adaptor activity. Lineage: Eukaryota; Metazoa; Chordata; Mammalia; Chiroptera; Vespertilionidae. The record is from RefSeq and is a predicted model, not a curated record. Gene Ontology annotation, cellular component: Z disc. Gene Ontology annotation, biological process: skeletal muscle thin filament assembly; skeletal muscle myosin thick filament assembly; sarcomerogenesis.
GGGCUAUUUAAAGGACCUGGAAGGAGCAGAGGGAGUGAGGCUGAUCAUGGCCACUUCUGAGCUGAGCUGCCAGGUGUCUGAGCAGAACUGUGAGCGCCGGGAGGCCUUCUGGGCUGAAUGGAAGGAUCUGACACUGUCCACGCGGCCUGAGGAGGGGUGCUCCCUGCAUGAGGAGGAUGCCCGGAGGCAUGAGACCUACCACCGGCAGGGCCAGUGCCAGGCGCUGGUGCAGCAGUCCCCCUGGCUGGUGAUGCGCAUGGGCAUCCUGGGCCAAGGGCUGCAGGAAUACCUGCUGCCUUACCAGCGGGUGCUGCCGCUGCCCAUCUUCACCCCCACCAAGGUGGGCGCCGCCAAGGAGGAGCGCGAGGACACCCCCAUCCAGCUGCGGGAGCUGCUGGCACUGGAGACAGCCCUGAGUGGCCAGUGCACGGAGCGGCAGGACAUGGCGGAGAUCACCAAGCAGUUGCCCCCUGUGGUGCCUGUCAGCAAGCCAGGCACCCUUCGUCGCUCUCUGUCCCGCUCCAUGUCCCAGGACGCACAGAGAGGCUGAGAGGGACUGUGUCUCCCUCUUCACUGGGCUGGGCCCUUCCUGGCUAGGACCAUGGAGGGGAGCUGCUGGCCUUGGAUGCUUUGUAGUUUGCCCAAAGUUGGGGGCUAGGAGAGGAGGGAGCCAGAGGCCAGGAUGCCUGGUUCCCCUGAGUUCCCAAAGGGAGGGGAGCAAGGACAGUGGGCACGAAGUGUUGAGAGCUGGGGCCAGCACCGCUGAACAGCCCCAGCCCAGGAGAAGGGACGAAAGAUGGUGAGGAGGGAAAGAGGUGCCUGAGAGGGGCGACCCAGCUUCAGAGGACAAGGGCGAGUGUAAGGAGGUGGGAAAUGCCCGGGAAAGGCUUGGAGAAGACCAGAGGGAGGGGGAUGUGAAGAGGGCAGAGGCGGUGCAGCCCCCAGCACCCUCUGUUAGCGCUGCAAUAAAUGCUCAAUCGUG